CUCUAGUCUGAACUACCGUUAGGACAUAACGGGGAAUAGGAAACGUAGCGGGUUUGCACUUUCUACAAUGUGAAUUCACUAACUGUAGUUGAAAGUUUGGAAUUAGACAGCCUUGAUCACUUUCACCUUCCAGUGAGAUUUUUAAAGAUGGCGGAACUUGAUGUCGAUAAAUUUCCUGCCGGAAACUGGAUUGCUCAUCAUUUACGACUUGUGAAUGAUGACAGCAAGAAAUUGUUUCCUUCCACGGCGGGAUCUAAGAGGUCGUACAGAAAAUAUGAUUCUCUUUAUAUGGUGGACUUUGAGGACUUUCCGGACGGCGCGUUGACCACUCGCAUGAUGGACAAACUCAAUCUGGAAGAGAUUCAAAAGAAACGUGAGACGAUAGCUGACGUAUUAUUCAACUCGAACACCAGGGAGCCUGGGCACAUGUUUGGAAACUGGACAAUACCAGAAAGAAUACUCGACAAGGAGAGUUCCAAAGGAAAGCGUAACGUUCGGAAGGUCAAAAAGACUGCGGAUGACAACUCCCCAUCGACACUGCCAGUCAUACGGAAAAAGACGCCAGGUGCCCGCCACCCUUCCCCAGCUCUCAGCUCACAACUUCCAAAGAUGUCGUCAAAGUCGGCCCGGCCGCCCACAAAGCCUGUGGCCAAGUCCCUGCCGUGUUCGCCCGUCCGGAGAGCCAAGUCGGUCGGCGCCCAUGACCACGACAGACUGAAGGAGGAGCUGCGCGCCUCCCUGAAGCCCGGGGCUGUCGGCCUGGCGGAGGACUGGAUGAAAGACGCCCCUCACAUGGAUCGCGAGGUAGUACAGAAGCUCCUACGUAUGCAGGAGAAGAGCUCACACUUGGAUCAAGCCAUGAAGAAGACGCUGCUCCCGGACGCGCGCCAGGCCGUGGAGAAAUGGCUGGAUCGGGCCACUGAAAGCGAACGCCAAGUUGCUCUCAAAUUCUUUACUUCUCUUGCCGGAAGUAAACUCAUGGGCUUGACAGCUAACGAACAAAGGUCAAGGUUCCAGCAGGUCAUCAGCACGCUUCAGAGGAACCAAGGGCGUGGCACCCCCGGCCUGCAGACCGACCCACAGCUUCCAGCCAGGACAACUCCCGCCUACAAUUCAUCAAGCUGCUGGACCCAGAAACACGUGCCCGGCGCUGGCAACAGACCACGUGGCACCACCUCCCAGAAUACAGGGACAGGGAUCGUGUGAACAACUGGAGCUCACACUACAUCCGCCCCCACGCCGCCGUGCCCCGACACUUCGCCAUCCACCCUGACUGGGGCUGAGUCCAGGGGAAAUCAGACCUCGGUUCACUUGCUUCAGCCUAACAGAAGCCAGUGAUUUACAACAUUAGAAUGGAAUUUUAUAGGUUUAACAUCAAACUUCGGACCAUUUAAAAAUGCAUGAAAAUAUUUGUUUCUCUUCACUUUAAACGUACGAAUGUGCAUUCGAUGCAAGGUUCAUGUUUUGUUGUCAUUAUUUAAACAUAUCCCGGUAUGAAGAAGAAUAAGAUUGGUAGUUCUAUUAAAAAUUACAAGUUUCUGUAAAGACAAUACAGUCAGCAUGAUGUUCGUAGUCCGGCAAUAGUUUGAACAAGGUUAUAUUGUGUGAUGUUCAGGUAAUGUAUGUAAUUGCAUGUUUGACGUUUGACGUUAUCGGAAAAAUAUCUGAAUGCAGGAAAAGUGCUGAAAAGUGCCAGGCAAUUAUGUAAAACUGGUUGUUGAUAGAUAAUAUUUGUCAAAGUAGUGGUUUUCUGUUUUGCUUUUUGCAGAUCUCAAAGAUUUGAAACAUUUAAAUGUGUGUACAUAUACAUCCAGUAUUACUGAGCUGAUUCCCCUCAGGUGAACAUCUUAGCACUUGUUACAGCUAGUGUAGUUUCAUACUUUACUUAUAGCCGAAACCUGAAUGGUUACACAUUGUCAAGAAUGGAACGCAGGAUAAGGCGAAGAUUCUACAAAAAAAGGGAUGUGGUGAGAUAAAAAUUAUUUCUAAACUGUCUGUUACAACCUAUGUCAAAAUCAACCGCCUAAUAUACAAGGAUAUACAAGUGUAGUCAAACCAAUCCUUAAAAACAGUUCGACAUGUAGAUAUAUUAAAUAAAUAUAAUUGGUUUUAAAGCUUACUCCGAGUGCUUUAAAGUCGUACAACUUGAAGCGCUCGUUAAAUCUCAGUCAGUCUUUCUUUACAUGAAACUAUUGAAGUUACGACAAUCACGUGCCUGGAUAGAACAUCCUGGAUAGAUACAGUAAUUAGUAUCAUGCUUGCUAGAUAUCUUCCGAUCACGGUACUAGUAGAAUGAUAUCGAUAUUGGCCCUGUUUAUGAAGACAUGUAGAACUGUAUUUCUGCACGAAGCUUGGUUUCGUUUCGAUGUGCAAGUGUUUUCUUGCCGAGAGUUUGGCAUGUGCACUCUUACAUCCAGUUCAGCAGUAUUGUCAAGGUGUUGACCAACUCUGUGAUAUUUGGAAUGCAUACAGCAGUCGAUGUGAGGGUGAUUCUAUUUAGUUUAUCUAUCACCGUUAUCAGGUAUACCGACACACAAAAGAAUUCCAUUAGCCCGACUGAAUAUUCUUAUCGUUAAUUUCAGAAUGAUUCUGACUUAUGAAUCUGCUGGCAAUGCCUUUCUUGCAUAUGUCGUAAUGUGCAACAAGUGUACUUUCUUCAGAAAACCCUAUCUGUAAAUAGUCCUGUUAUUUAUACAUGUUCUUUAAAGGUGCAGAAUUGCAACAUGAUUGAGUUUCACCUAUCAGACAAACAAAAUAAUUAUGCCAAAUAUUUAUACAUCAGGAUAAAACCUUGUGACUCCAGCAAUCUGGAUUAUGUUUACCGGGGCUAACAAGGUUCCUACUGUGGAUUUUUCCAGUUAUAUUCAAAGAUGAACUGAAAGAUGGUUUGUGUAGUACCUGCACAGGGAGUGCAAUGGUGUGUGCUCAUAUAGCCAUUGGGUGUGUGUUCUGGUAUUUAGGUAUAGCAUCGUGGCAAACAACAGUAAAGCAAUGAUUGAAUGUUUAAUGAAACUCUGCUGAUUCGUUGAUAUGUUUUUACUAAUAACAUUGUGGUUUGUUCUUGCAAUAAAAAUCAAAUUAACAGUGUA
This is a messenger RNA of Haliotis rubra (blacklip abalone), 3089 nucleotides long. RefSeq lists its product as uncharacterized. NCBI's taxonomy places the organism in Eukaryota, Metazoa, Mollusca, Gastropoda, Lepetellida, Haliotidae. Bases 148 to 1206 code for a protein of 352 amino acids. The transcript has 8 exons. The record is from RefSeq and is a predicted model, not a curated record.